Homarus americanus (American lobster) is the source of this 1510-nucleotide messenger RNA. Its product is annotated as lachesin-like. Gene Ontology annotation, cellular component: neuron projection. The transcript is spliced from 10 exons. The coding region runs from base 1 to 1353 and encodes 450 amino acids. The record is from RefSeq and is a predicted model, not a curated record. NCBI's taxonomy places the organism in Eukaryota, Metazoa, Arthropoda, Malacostraca, Decapoda, Nephropidae.
AUGGGUGCCAGUGGUCAUGGGUGCCAGUGGCUAUGGGUGCCAGUGGCUAUGGGUGCCAGUACAUCCAGCCAGCCACCAGGACAACCGCACUCAAUCUGGGAGAGAGCUCAACCCUUGCCCUCAGUCCCGGGGUUCACGGAGGGUGUGGCCAACCAGACUGUGGUGGUGGGGAGGGACGGCGCUCUCAGGUGUUCCGUAGAGAACCUUGGUAAUUAUAAGAUCGCGUGGAUGAAGUCAGACACACAGACUCUCCUCAGCAUCUCCAACACGAUGAUCUCCCGCAACUACCGCAUCAGGGUGAGCCACAGCGACAACAGCACCUGGUUCCUGCACCUGGACACCGUGAUCCUGGCUGACCGUGGCUACUACCUCUGUCAGAUCAACACUGUCCCCCCUAUCUCCAGGCAGGGUUAUCUGGAGGUCGUAGUGCCGCCUAAUAUCCUGGACGAGGAGACAAGUACAGACGUAGAAGUACAAGAGGAUGACCAGGCGGUGUUACGGUGUGGUGCUGAGGGUUACCCAGCCCCUGAGAUCCGCUUCAAGAGAGAGGACGGCGUUGGGAUUCGCUAUGCCGCCAAUGGUAUCAGCGGUGCCGUAGCGUCGAGCGUGACGGAGAGCCUAGGAGGGGUGGAGAAGACGGUAGGGUUGUUAUCCUUCGAGACGGUGACGAGGGCGGACAUGGGUCACUACCUGUGCAUCGCCAACAACUCCGUGCCGCCCUCCGUCAGCAAGAGAAUGGUGCUCAACGUGAGAUACCGUGAGCCGGCGGUGUACGUGAGUCAUCAGAUGAUAGGAGUGUACAGGGGUGAUGACGUGGCCAUCAACUGCACGGUGACGGCCUAUCCCAGACCCGUGGUGUUCUGGCAGGAUAGUAUGGGCAAGAUGAUCAUUUCUGGUGGGAGGUACCAGGUGGUUGAGAGCCAGCUGGGAGAGAGCCCACCUAAGCUUCAAACGACUCUCAUUAUCAGGGGACUGCGGGUUGAGGACAUUACUACCUACAGGUGUAACGCUUCUAUCGACAAUGACAAGACCAGGGAGAAGAGCUUGGCUGUCCAACUUAAUGAAUCAUCUUACUCACAAGACAUUUACUACAAAGUUGCUCGUCACCCGAAGAACCUACAGAAGUCUCUCACCAAGCAGAACCACAACGAGAUCGGCGACCGCUACCAGAAGCCCACUAACUUUAUCCCCGGCAACCUCCAAGAUAUCUUCCUUCACCCGAGUCUUGGCCACGUUAACUACGACGAAACCUCCAACGCCUCCCGCAGCAGCCACUCACAUACCAGCAUCAGAUUAGUCUUCGCUUUGAUUGGCCUGUGGAGUUUCCCUCUAGUUGUUUGGGGACGUACAUGAUUUUUUUUAGGGGGGCCCCGUGUGGUGUGUUUUGUUGACAGAGUUUACUAGUAAUAUAUUAAGGUAUAUUAGAUUGUGGUGGUUUUACUGAGAGGAGUGUGUGUGUGUGUGUGUGUGUUCAUUGCCACAGUAGCCGCAGUGGUGGAUUGUGGUAGUG